AUGAUUCCCAACAAUUUGGAAAGACCAGUGAUGGGUUGGAAAGAGGGAAACAGAGCUGACUCGGCUCUGGACACUAUAACAGAGGAGCUAUUUUCUGCACCAAUCAGCAAACUUGCCAUUACUUUGAGCCUCAUGAAGAAUCAUGGACUUGUAGAAUCUGCCCUUAACUAUGUCAAUAACCCAUUGCCCAUCCACAAUAUUCAUGACUGA
Dovyalis caffra is the source of this 210-nucleotide messenger RNA. The record is from the annotation of a GenBank genome assembly. Lineage: Eukaryota; Viridiplantae; Streptophyta; Magnoliopsida; Malpighiales; Salicaceae.